UUGGUGUUUUCUUUUCUUUCUGUUAUUCUUCCCUGGUUUCUCUCAGGUAUUCCUCUGACAACAACAAUGGCGGUCGAGAACGUGAUGAGACCCAAGACUAAGAUCGUCUGUACGUUGGGUCCUGCUUCUAGAUCCAUCCCCAUGAUCGAAAACCUUCUCCAGGCCGGUAUGAACGUCGCUCGCUUCAACUUCUCACAUGGAUCUCACGAGUAUCAUCAGGAAACCCUAGAGAAUCUCAAGACAGCCAUGGGAAACACUGGGAUUCUCUGUGCGGUUAUGUUGGACACUAAGGGGCCAGAAAUUCGUACUGGAUUUCUGAACGAUGGCAAGCCCAUCAAACUAGAGAAGGGUCAAGAGAUCACUGUCUCCACGGAUUAUAGCAUCAAGGGCGAUGAGAAUAUGAUCAGCAUGAGUUACAAAAAAUUAGCAGAGGAUUUGAACCCAGGAAGUGUGAUAUUGUGUGCUGAUGGCACAAUCACACUCACUGUCCUGUCUUGUGACAAGGAUCUGGGUUUGGUUCGAUGCCGCUGUGAGAAUACUGCUCUUCUUGGUGAGAGGAAAAAUGUAAAUCUCCCGGGGGUUAUUGUUGACCUCCCCACUCUUACUGAGAAAGAUACAGAGGACAUAAUGCAGUGGGGGAUUCCAAAUAAGAUUGACAUGAUUGCUUUAUCCUUUGUUCGCAAGGGUUCAGACCUUGUGGAGGUUCGAAAUCUACUGGGCGAGCACGCAAAGUCAAUCCUUCUCAUGUCAAAGGUUGAAAAUCAAGAAGGGGUGGCUAAUUUUGAUGAUAUAUUGGCCAAUUCGGAUGCUUUUAUGGUGGCACGAGGUGAUCUAGGAAUGGAAAUUCCUAUUGAGAAGAUAUUCUUAGCCCAGAAAGCUAUGAUCUACAAAUGCAACAUGCAAGGGAAGCCUGUAGUUACUGCUACUCAAAUGUUGGAGUCCAUGAUCAAGUCUCCACGGCCUACAAGAGCUGAAGCAACCGAUGUUGCUAAUGCAGUGCUUGAUGGCACAGAUUGUGUUAUGCUCAGUGGGGAAACAGCUGCUGGGGCUUAUCCUGAACUUGCUGUGCGAACCAUGGCCAAGAUUUGCAUAGAAGCUGAGUCCUCCAUUGAUUAUGGAGCAGUGUUUAAACGGGCUAUGGAAUCUGCACCAGUGCCCAUGAGCCCAUUGGAGAGCUUGGCAUCUUCAGCAGUGCGGGCAGCCAACUCUACAAAAGCAACUCUGAUUUUGGUUCUAACCAGAGGAGGCACCACUGCAAAGCUGGUGGCCAAGUACAGGCCUUCAAUGCCAAUAUUGUCUGUGGUGGUUCCUGAGAUGCAGACAGAUACUUUUGAUUGGACAGUCAGCGAUGAAUAUCCAGGAAGGCAUAGUCUUAUCUUCCGGGGGUUGGUUCCUGUUUUGACUGCAGGAUCUACAAGGGCAACUGAUGCGGAAUCAACAGAGGAAAUAUUAGACUUUGCCCUUAAACAUGCAAUGGGAAAGGGACUAUGCAAGGUUGGUGAUGCAGUAGUUGCAUUGCACCGAGUUGAGUCUUCUUCCAUAAUCAAGAUUGUGACUGUGAAGGGAUGAUUUUGAUUGCUGCCUUUCUUGGGACACGAGAUACGAGAGUUGUUCUUACACUGGUCUUUAUGUUUUGAGUAAUGUGAUUGUUUUGACAUAGUUUUGGUGAGAACCAGAACCGUGAUUAAAGCUUUUUAUUAGUUAUGGUGUUUGUGUGAAGUCGAACAACAGUGAUUUUGGAUUUUUUCAAGGCACAAGCACAAUUUUUGUGAGAA
Molecule: messenger RNA, 1775 nt
Organism: Telopea speciosissima
Lineage: Eukaryota; Viridiplantae; Streptophyta; Magnoliopsida; Proteales; Proteaceae
Product: pyruvate kinase, cytosolic isozyme-like
Exons: 3
Coding region: 67-1569 (500 amino acids)
Biological process (GO): glycolytic process
Cellular component (GO): cytoplasm
Molecular function (GO): pyruvate kinase activity; magnesium ion binding; potassium ion binding
Source: RefSeq, a predicted model, not a curated record